AUGCCGGCGCGCGCGCUGCUCCUGGCCGCGCUGGCCGCGCUGGCGCUGGCCCGAGAGCCCCCGGCGGCGCCGUGUCCCGCGCGCUGCGACGUGUCGCGGUGCCCGAGCCCCCGCUGCCCCGGCGGCUACGUGCCCGACCUGUGCAACUGCUGCCUGGUGUGCGCGGCCAGCGAGGGCGAGCCGUGCGGCCGCCCCCUCGACUCGCCGUGCGGGGAGAGCCUGGAGUGCGCGCGCGGCGUGUGCCGCUGCCGCUGGGCGCGCGCCGUGUGCGGCACCGACGGGCACACCUACGCCAACGUGUGCGCGCUGCAGGCGGCCAGCCGGCGCGCGCUGGAGCUCUCGGGGACGCCCGUGCGCCCGCUGCAGAAGGGCGCCUGCCCAUCGGGUCUCCACCAGCUGACCAGCCCACGGUACAAGUUCAACUUCAUCGCGGACGUGGUGGAGAAGAUCGCGCCGGCCGUGGUCCACAUAGAGCUCUUCCUGAGACACCCUCUGUUUGGUCGCAACGUGCCCCUGUCCAGCGGCUCGGGCUUCAUCAUGUCAGAGGCCGGCUUGAUCAUCACCAACGCCCACGUGGUGUCCAGCACCAACACUGUCUCCGGCCGGCAGCAGCUCAAGGUGCAGCUGCAGAACGGUGACAGCUACGAGGCCACCAUCAAGGACAUCGACAAGAAGUCGGACAUCGCCACCAUCAAGAUCCACCCCAAAAAAAAGCUGCCGGCCCUGCUACUGGGCCGCUCGGCAGACCUGCGGCCCGGCGAGUUCGUGGUGGCCAUCGGCAGCCCCUUUGCCCUGCAGAACACUGUGACCACGGGCAUCGUCAGCACGGCCCAGCGGGACGGCAAGGAGCUGGGCCUCCGGGACUCGGACAUGGACUACAUCCAGACAGAUGCCAUCAUCAACUACGGGAACUCCGGGGGACCACUGGUGAACCUGGACGGCGAGGUCAUUGGCAUCAACACACUCAAGGUGGCAGCCGGCAUCUCCUUCGCCAUCCCCUCAGACCGCAUCACGCGCUUCCUCACGGAGUUCCAGGACAAGCACGUCAAAGACUGGAAGAAGCGAUUCAUUGGCAUACGGAUGCGUACCAUCACACCGAGUUUGGUAGAAGAACUAAAGGCCAGCAACCCAGACUUCCCGUCGGUCAGCAGUGGGAUUUAUGUGCAAGAGGUUGUCCCAAACUCACCUUCUCAGAGAGGGGGCAUCCAAGAUGGCGACAUCAUCGUCAAGGUCAACGGGCGCCCUCUGGCGGACUCAAGCGAACUGCAGGAGGCCAUCCUGACGGAGUCCCCUCUGCUGCUGGAGGUGCGGCGGGGGAAUGAUGACCUCCUGUUCAGCAUCGCACCCGAGGUGGUCCUGUGAGUGUGGGGCCCCUCCCCAUGUCGCCACGUGCCAGAGCCUGCAGCCCGGGACAGGUGCCGGCCGAGAGCUCCCGUCCAGAGCCGCUGACGCGCACAGGGUCAGGACGAAGGACCACGGAUGGUCCUCAGCAGGGCCGGUGGCCUCCUUCUGGCCAUCCAGGGGCAGAGCCACAGGCAGGGCUUGGCCAGGGACCCACCUCAGCCUUUGGGAAGGUUGACACUCCCACAUCACUGUGCCACGGGGGCAGCCGGUGUCCCCCUCGUACAGAUGCUCCUGACGGCCACCUUCCAAGUGCCCAGGAUAUCUAGAACACCCCUCUGGAGUUCCCCACAGGUCCCACCCUCCCUUCUACUCCCUUGCCUUUAUACCUGUCCAACCUCUGUCUAAAUGCCCAACCUGUGCCUACCCCACCCCCUGCUCCCACUCACCUGCUCAGAUCAGUUCCCCAGCCUGUCCUCCCCGACGAAGGUCUCCCAGCCCCUGCCCCAGACACCACAGUGCCCACCACAUUGAAUGACCAAGGCUGUCGCUCUGCCAGCCUGGAGGACCUGGACGGUGGCUGCGUCUGACCCGCUUGGGGCGUCAAGUGUGGGGACCUGGCCCAGAGCAGGCCCCUAAGGGAUGUCCCCUGGUUUCCCAGCCCAACCCUGUGGCUGGUGAUGAGGUUCACCUUCCCAGGCGGGAGAGAGACUGGCCAGGAGCAGAGUGUCUGGGAGGCUGCUUGUCCCCCUGGUGGUGACAAUGGGCCAGCGGGCAGAGGAAGUGUCCUGAUGGGGGGAGGGGUUGCAAGGACUGAGCUGGCUUCGCCUCCCCUGCGCCGUUCUGCACGGGGCCACCGGCUCACAGAAUCAGCCCCCAGAGCGGCUGGGGAGCGCACGUGUGUUGAGGUGUAUUUGUGAGCUUCGCUGUAUAGUGGACCCCCGUUUGCUUGUAUUAUAUGUUUCUCUACUGUGUGGAAAUUAAAGUUUACGAGCACAUG
Mirounga angustirostris (Northern elephant seal) is the source of this 2341-nucleotide messenger RNA. It is a transcript of the gene HTRA3, whose product is annotated as HtrA serine peptidase 3. Gene Ontology annotation, biological process: proteolysis. The record is from RefSeq and is a predicted model, not a curated record. Gene Ontology annotation, molecular function: serine-type endopeptidase activity; protein binding. The coding region runs from base 1 to 1362 and encodes 453 amino acids. Lineage: Eukaryota; Metazoa; Chordata; Mammalia; Carnivora; Phocidae. The transcript is spliced from 9 exons. Gene Ontology annotation, cellular component: extracellular region.